This is a messenger RNA of Pseudoliparis swirei, 4311 nucleotides long. RefSeq names its product zinc finger and BTB domain containing 16b (gene zbtb16b). Gene Ontology annotation, molecular function: protein binding. Lineage: Eukaryota; Metazoa; Chordata; Actinopteri; Perciformes; Liparidae. The transcript has 6 exons. The annotation marks the transcript as partial. Gene Ontology annotation, biological process: regulation of immune system process; negative regulation of transcription by RNA polymerase II; regulation of cytokine production. The record is from RefSeq and is a predicted model, not a curated record.
AGAAGGCAGGGCAGCCAUACCUCAUGCGUGGGCUUAGCGAAGGUCCGAGCGGAUACGGGUCUGACAAAUAUGGGUGUGCUCCAGCUCCACAAUCCCACUCACCCCAGCACGCUUCUGCAGCGUGCCAAUCAGAUGCGUCUGACCGGCACCUUGUGUGAUGUCAUCAUCACGGUUGACGGCCAGGAGUUCCCGGCGCACCGCACCGUCCUGGCCUGCACCAGCAAAAUGUUCGAGAUCUUGUUCCAUCGCAGCAGCCUGCGCUACGCCCUGGACUUCCUGUCCCCCAAGACCUUCCAGCAGAUCCUGGAGUACGCCUACACCGCCUCGCUCCAGGCCACAGCCGAAGACCUGGACGACCUGCUGUACGCCGCUGAGAUCCUGGAGAUAGAGUACCUGGAGGAGCAGUGCCUGAAGGUGCUGGAGACCAUCCAGGCGGAAGAGAGCGAGGAGGUGGCGGCGAAGACCCACAGCUCCGGAGACCACAGUGACCACAGCAGGGCCAGGCACUGGAGGCACAUGUUGAUGUCCAAGAAGCAUUCCAUACAGGAUGGACCCAACCGCAUCACUCCCACCGCUCUAGACCACCUGUCGCUCUGCCACAUGACGGAGGGGAGCUCUCCUGGCCCAGAGCCCAAGACGACUCUCGAAUCGAACCCCAAGCUGGACCCGGAAGUAGACAUGGGGAGCUCUCAGCAGCCUCCGCGUCGCAGUUCAGAGUUAUCCCAAGCCUCCGCCCUGGAUCCCGGCAGAAGUAUAAAAUCGGAGAGCAUGCUGGUGGAUGACGCCAACGGCUGCGAGGGCAGGGCCUCCAGCACUGGAGAGGGAAGCUGCGUGUCAGACCAGCCCAGAGACGAGGGCCCGGGGACGCCCAUGAGAGGCAGCGUGAUCACCAGCGCUCGGGAGCUGCACAUCGGCCCAGAAGACGGAGGACAAGUGGGAGGGAACUCCCUCGACUGUUUCCCCGGGAUCUCCGAGAAACAUCUGCCCUCCCUGUACUCUGUGCCCUCCAACCACACAGGGGAGGGGAUGCUCCCGGCGUCCGUGGCCCCGUCCGUGGGCGUGCCACUGGACCCGAGGGCCUACAGCGGCCUUUUGCACCAGGGCUUGCUGCACAGGGAGCUCCUCAGCAGGCUGGGCCAGUUCGCAGCAGGGAUGAGGCACGAGGGCCAGGCGCAAAGCCAGCAGUGUUGUGGCGAGUGCGGGCUCCAGCUGCACAGCAGGCAGGCCAUGGAGCAGCACAGGAGGCUGCAUAACGAGGAGAAAGGCCACGGCUGUGAAUACUGUGGCAAACACUUCCAGGACAGCAUGCGGCUAAGGAUGCACAUGCUGUCUCACACAGCUCCUGCAGAGGCGCUGGUGUGUGAUCAGUGUGGAGCGACAUUCUCCUCAGAAGAUGCUCUGGAAGCCCACAGGCAAACACACACAGGGACUGACAUGGCGUUGUUCUGUCUGCUGUGUGCAAAGCGCUUCCAGACCCAGAAGGCCCUGCAGCAGCACAUGGAGGUCCACGCAGGGAUGCACAGCUACAUCUGUAGCCACUGCGAGCGCCCCUUCCCCAGCCACACGACACUCAAGAGACACUUGCGCUCGCACACGGGCGAUCACCCGUUUGAGUGCGAAUUCUGCGGGAGCUGUUUCAGAGACGACGGCAUGCUGAGGGGCCAUAAACGCAUCCACACAGGAGAGAAGCCUUAUGAGUGCAACGGCUGUGGGAAGAGGUUCAGCCUCAAGCACCAGCUAGAAACACACUACCGUGUCCAUACGGGUGAGAAGCCAUUCGAGUGCAAGUUGUGUCACCAACGUUCCAGAGACUACUCGGCUAUGAUCAAGCACCUGCGCACUCACAACGGAGCGGCUCCGUACCAGUGCACCGUCUGCCAGGACUUCUGCCCGAGCCUGGCCGCCAUGCAGAAGCACAUAAAGGGCCACAAGCCAGAGGAUGUGCCAGCGGACUGGAGGAUAGAAAAGACUUACCUGUACAUCUGCUACAUCUGAGCAGGACUUGGACCCUCCCUACCCCGCUCCACACACACACACACACACACACACACACCGUCACUGUUGGGGGGGGCGGGGGGGGGAACCUCGUAACUCCAGUGUUGCUGUUUUUUCAUGCUGACAGAUUACAUGUCUCUCCCUCUCUCUCUCUCUCUGUGGGUUUAAAAACAUAUUUCAGACUCUUUUUUGGAUAAACUGAAAAAGGACAUUGUGGUAAGUUGUCAUUCUGGGAGAUACAAGGUUUUUACCUGACAACUGAGGCAUGCAAGCACCAAUACAAAUGUGUGUACACACUAGGGCUGCAACUAAUCGUCAGUGUCAUUAUCAGUUUGAUAAUUUUGUACUACCAAGUGAUACAUGUCAGAAAAGUAGUCACAUUUUGGUGACACGGUGACAUCUUUAAAUAACUGCUGUUAUGUUGUCCGACCAACUGUCCAGUCUGAAGAUAAUUAGUUUACAGUGAUAUAAAAACAGUGAAAAGCAGCAAAUUCUCAUCCCCCCGAGAAAUGACUUGAACUCAAAAUGUCUUGACGACUCAUUAUUUCAGCCCUCGUGCACAUAAACAUCCACGUCUCCCUCCUCACACACACAGUGUUGCUGAUAACUGCAUCUCCAAUGGAUUCACUGUGGUUGAAAUGAACUGCUGACCUGUAUAUGUAGCAGAAGCUUUUUUUUUAUUGAUUGGUUGAUUGAUUGAUUGAUCGAUUGAUUGCUAAACCAUCAGGCAACCUGAGUCAUCUUCUCUGAUUGUGCAGUAGAUGAAAAUGAUUCCAUGAAGACUUGACUGGCUGAAAUUUGCAACAUUAUCUCGCCUAAAUUCCUGUGACUUCUAAUUUUAUUUUGAAGUUGUUUUGAAUGGCUGCCACCUUUUGACCUCAUACGCUUUAUCUCUUUAAUUGCAUUGUCUUUCUUGCAGUGGGUGUUUGUUUGUUUUCGAGAUAGCUUGCUGACAAUUUGAGUUUCUCUCGCAAUGUAAAGGGUUGUGCUAUUUAUAUGUUUUUUAUUUGUUACCAAAUAUGUGCUGGUUUUCAUCACACCGUCUCUGUCACCUUGGUAGGCUGCUGAGGAGAAAGAGCUCUGCCUCUCCGAACUUUUAAACCUACUGCAAUUUUUUCAGUCAUCGUUAGUUUAAAUUUUCUAAAACAUACACAUACAUCAUUAUUUCAACAGACAAGCAGUGAGUUUUAAAAAAAACAGCCUCUUUCAUGUGUAGGUUUCUAUCAAUAACUAUAUAUAGAUGUCUUAUAUGAUUACAGAAUCUGAAUUUCCGAGGAGAAAAUUAAAUAGAACAUGAGAAGAUUUUUUUUUUACGAAACCUGAAAAGAAAAUUCUGACAUUGAAUCACUAUGAGCAGGUUAUUGUCAGUCGUAGUGUAGCUGUAAAGUACAAAUUGUCCUUGUAUGUUAUUCCCUAAUGUGAGCCUAACACAGGCCUUAUAGAUUUAAACAUGUUGUAUUUUUGUAUUACAGUAAUUUGCUAUCUGUUUACAUUUGGUAUGAUUUGAGAAACAUCUUAAUGUGUGUGUUUUAUAAGUCUCUGGUUUGAUUAAGAUGCCUUCCUUGUGCCUCUUUUAUAAGUAGAGCAUUGAUGUGCUUGAGUACAUGGGUCUGUGCUACUGGUUGUUGUUUCUGGGUGUUUGUUUAUUGUUACUUAAUUAAAGAUAGACUGCCAUGUAGAUCCACUUUGUCUGAACAUUGCAACUGGAAGCAACAUAAUGUGAUUGUCACUGAUACUCUGUGACUAGUGUGUACUUUUUACAUCACAGUUGCUUGAGACUUGCAUCAAAUAGUUCCCUUCAAAGUGACAACGGACUGAGAUUUCUGGAUGAAAACAGUGUGUAUCGCAAAUCUGGCCGUCUGUGGGCAUUACCAAUGCCCACCCGAGUAGCCAACGACACCGAGUGCCAUGAAAACACACAUUCACUGUAUCUAUUCUACAUGAACAUGCACUAAAAAUGGAUUUCCUUGGUGGACCAAAAGAAACAGAGCACUUUUAUUUGAAAAGGGUUUAUUCUUUGAUCUUUCUAUGUUGUGAUAAUGCAGAUGUCUUUUUAUUUGAUGUGUCCUAGAAGGAUGUGAUUAGCAUUGUUUAGAUUCUGUCGAUGUCUGUCUACCUCAGGGCCAGAUCAAAGCUUGACCUGGUAUCCAAUCAGGGUUGUUCCUCUUGCCAUGUGUGCAUCCCUCUUCAUUACAGCUUUGUAACACAGUGUGUGAAAGUGUUUUCUCAGUGUGGAUUCAGGCACAACUCUGUAUGCGUCAGUGUUCAGUGGCAUGGUUUAAAAAAAAAGAAUAAAACUAUUUACUAUUUUAUGCA